Messenger RNA from Homarus americanus (American lobster), 559 nucleotides. Its product is annotated as pro-resilin-like. The coding region runs from base 22 to 426 and encodes 134 amino acids. Gene Ontology annotation, cellular component: extracellular matrix. Lineage: Eukaryota; Metazoa; Arthropoda; Malacostraca; Decapoda; Nephropidae. The transcript has 3 exons. The record is from RefSeq and is a predicted model, not a curated record.
AUCAACAGACAGAACACAGUCAUGAACUCUAAGGUUCUUCUUCUGCUGGGUGUGGUGGCCGUGGCUGCUGGUGACAGUCGUCCCUCCUACAGGGCCCCCUACGCUGCCUCCGCUGAGUCUUUUGAAUCUUACGAGUCUAGUGAGGCUCAGUACAACUUCAACUACGCCGUAAAGCACGACCCCUCCGGCAACGACUUCGGUCACCAGGAGACCCGUGAUGGUGACGACACCCAGGGGUCGUACUACGUGCAGCUUCCCGACGGUCGUCUGCAGACUGUGACUUACUUCGUGGACGGUGACUCAGGCUACAUUGCUGAUGUCAAGUACGAUGGAGAGGCUCGCUACCCUGACUCAUACGAGUCCUUUGAGUCUUUCGAGUCUCGGGAGGCUCCCCGCUAUGCCCCUCCCAGGAGGGUUUAUGGUUGAGUCUUGUGUGUCCAGAAGACGUCCACAGCUUAAGGCUGACACACUGUAUGUCGCCUUACAUAGGAUGAAUGUGUGAUAUAUUUAUUUUAUUGUAUUUGGUGCUUUCAUGAAGAUCAUUAAAAGUGGAUUACUA